AUGGCCGAAAUCCCGCCAAACAACCCCAAUCAUCCCCGGUGGCUGCUUGAUCUCGAGAAUUGGGCAAUCCGUGACUAUCGAGAGAUCGAAGACGAGGUUCUGCAGAACGGGUACGGGAUUAUCUCCUAUACCUGGGGUAGAUGGGCCUCUUGGAAUCAGGUCCCUCCGGAUGUGCCAGCAGGGCUACAGUGGCCAGUUCCCCUUGUCGAAGUCCUACCUUUGGGACUGGCUAGGCGGGUAGUUUCCAGUAUGGGCAUUCAAUACGUGUGGUGGGACUGGAUGUGUGUUCCACAAGGCAAUGCAAGCACUUUACAACCAGAGCUGUUGGAGGCCAAAGGACAAGAGGUUGGGAAGCAGAUGGUAAUUUACCAAGGAGCAAAGAGAAGCAUCGUAUGGCUUCACCAGACGACUUGGGGCAAGGAAUCUCCGGUCGAGAAAUUGCUGAAGAAUCAGAUACCAAAGCAGAACCUCCCCGAAUACUUGGCUGCCGUUGAUGGUCUACUCCAAGAUAUUCAGGCAGCUGAGCCUUGGCUGACCUCUGGUUGGACACUACAAGAAGGCGUUCUUCUCAGUGAAACCCUCUUGUUGGACCACGAAGGGGAGGCGCUACGCGAUGAACGUUUCCUUCACAAUCAAGGCCAGGCGUCUGUCCUGGACCUCACAGCCGGUCUCACAACAUUCGCAAUCCACAUUGCCACAGCUUUCCUGAAGAUGAGUGAGACGCAAGACGGGGGUGAUUACGACGAAGUAGUCCAGUUUAUCCGUGCCUCGGACGCGAAUUACCAAAACGUUGCUCAAUUCCUCGGUCGUCUCCUGCGCUCAGGCUUGAUCGCCUAUACUAAGAAGUCUCCGCUGUACAUUCUAGCCGGCAAAUUUUCGCGCAACUAUGGCGUUCAAGAGGAUCAGUGCUGGGCCUUGCUGGGAGCACUGGAGCUAGCGAAUGUCACGCCCUGGUACAGCAAUGUUGCAGACAUGGACCGGGUUAAGUCUGUUUUCUUUGCAAAUCUGCUCCAGGAGCAUCAGUGGUCCACGCUGCUUGUGGCCGGUGCAGGUGAAGGCGAAGGGGAACAAAAGAUUUCUCAGCUACCAUGGCACCUGAAAGUGACCGAUGGGAAUUAUUUGCCUCUGGGAAUAUUCUUUGACGUCAAUUGGAAGCCAGACCUCCCGGGUCUGUCGUGGACUUACCCUUCACCGCUAGUGAAAGAUGCCAUUCACAUCCAGACCAAGACUGGGGCGCCAUUUGCAGUCCUCAAAGCCCGUGACAAUGGUUCUGCGCUCUGCAGGCGCUAUGAACAGCUCCCAACUGCGGACGAGGCAGGCUCGAUUCGAAUUCUACCUGUUGGGCCCUUGGAGCCCUCCAAGGCGCUGUUCUUCCCAAUUGCAGAUCUGGAGAGUAGGCCAAACAUGCCAGGGUCACGCUGCAUCGAAAUCAUUCCUACUGAGACAGGGGCUCAUCCCGCCGGUAUAUUCAGAGGAGUAAUUGAUAUUUGGGCAACUGAAGCUACUUUCGAGAAGCUUCACUACACCAAACUUUCAAUGCUGAGCGGAGUCUGA
This is a messenger RNA of Penicillium antarcticum, 1554 nucleotides long. RefSeq lists its product as uncharacterized. Bases 1 to 1554 code for a protein of 517 amino acids. The transcript is spliced from 2 exons. The record is from RefSeq and is a predicted model, not a curated record. Lineage: Eukaryota; Fungi; Ascomycota; Eurotiomycetes; Eurotiales; Aspergillaceae.